UGAAAAUGGCAGCCGGCAGCUUGAGGUGUUGGCAGUAAGCAAAAUGGCUUGUUACUGUCUAAUGUAAUGUUCGCUAAAUUAAAUACUGUUUAGCAUGCGAAGUUGUUUGAAUCCCUGACUGAUUCCGAAGCAGGAAACGCAGUUUUAAACACUUCUAUCAUGGCGUUGGUGUACGAGUUUGUAUGGCGAGUUUUGCAUGCCCUUUUGCAGCUCCAGCGAACGAUUAUCACUUGGUUGCGAGUCCACGUUUGGAAAUGGAGCGGCAGGCUUUGGAAGCGAGCUACAGCAGCACUAUUGGUUUCCUUAGCGCUCGGAUUUCCAAGCCAUAAAAAGAUCGGAACGCAAACUGCCAAACGUGUUAGUCGCCGCGUUCGUUUGGGAACCGACGGAAAGGCUUUAGAGAAGCUGCCUCUUCAUGUUGGCUUGCUAAUAGUCGAAGAUGAUCACCAGUACACAGACAUAGCGAAUCUCGUCGUCUGGUGUAUGGCAGUAGGCAUUUCAUAUGUCAGUGUAUACGAUAAUGCAGGGGUCUUCAGGAGGAACAAUUCCAGGCUGAUGGAGGAGAUUAUGAAGCAGCAGCGGGAGCUCCUGGACCCGGAGAAGCGCAGGACGUCGCUGGAGCUAAUCAGCCACUCCUCAGAGCAGCAGGAACCAGUGUUGUCAUGUCAGACAGUGGUGAAGGUGUUGUCUCCAGAUGAUGGGAAGUUGAGUAUCGUGCGUGCAGCUCAGCAGCUGUGCAAGUCUGUGGAACAGAAGGAGAGGACAUCCACAGACAUCAGCGUCCCACUGCUGGACUCCUUGCUGCGGGAAUCGAAAGACAUACCAGACCCAGACCUGGUGAUGAAGUUCGGCCCAGUGGACAGCACAUUGGGCUUCCUGCCAUGGCACAUCAGACUUACAGAGUUCAUCUCUUUGCCUUCUCACAAAGACGUCUCGUACGAGGACUUCCUCAGUGCCCUGCGGCACUACGCAGCCUGUGAGCAGCGGCUGGGCAAGUGAGCAGCACGACCCGCUGGGCGGAGCUAAAUGAGCAAGCUGGUGAAGGAGAGAGGAAGAAUGGGAGGGGAGGAGUGGUUUGACCCUCUGUCCGUGUUUACAGUGGAAACAGCUGAGCAUCAGCGUGUGGAUGUGACAUCCUGACCUCACACACACACACACACACUCACACUCAUGAGCAACAGAUGGUUGUGCGUUUGUGUGUGUGUGUUUGCAAGCGUGAGUGAGUGAGAAUGUGUAUGGGUGCAUGUGAGCGAGAGAGAGCGCGAGAGUUUAUCUCACCUGCUGCUGGGUGCAAUGUGCUGUAUUUACCCUGCCAAGGUAACUGUGCAUGGAGCAGAACAUUCUCUCACCUGAAGGAUAUCCACCACUGCCCCAUGCAAGCAAGCACGUCUGCCAGUCCGUCUCAGAGAGAAGCCCCCCGACCGCCAGGGACACGGUUAGCAAUAUGGUGUAAAUCUCCUGGCUCUUGCUGUCCUCUGCUGUAGGCCUGAAGCGGGCUGUGUGUUGAAACACUGCGGUGUGAGACACUGACUAAGCCAGCCAUGUGCACUGAAUGUUAUGAUGGGGACACAGUCAGCAGCUCUCCAGACUCUGUGCCUGAUCGGUAAGGAUGCUUCCAAGUAAUCUGCUACAUUCUCAAUGAACUGGGCUUCAAGUCUAGCAACUGCUUUCGGAACAGUAUGUGUGUGUGUGAGAAAGAGCCCACAUGUGUAUAAUUCUGCAUGUGAAAUGUUUUAAAUGUAAAAGUGAGCUUUCAUUGAAACGUUGUGUGCGUGUGCGUGUGCGCGUGCGUGAGUGUGUGUCCGUGCGUGCAAGCCACUAAUGAUUGUACAAAAUGUCAUGUUGAUUUACAGUUUGAUAGCCUGGUUUGUCAGCAAAAUUUUGUGUUGAUCAUUUUUUCAUCAAUUCUUUUUUUUUUUUUUUUUGUAUGCCACAUUUUGUGAUCUUUAUUGUUCCAUCCAGUAGCAUAAUUAAGACUUGCUGAAAAAUGUUUGGUCAAACCUGGAAAGUCAACAGAUGUCAAUAAUCUGAUUCAUACCAGAUUUCUCACGGAAGCACUACAUCGACUUUUACACCAUACUGCUAACCACAGAAGCCAGCUGGUUUUAUUUGUCACUAGUCUUAAUGACAGUUUGUUAGUAGUGACUUACCAUAUAGGAGAGUUGAUAUAACAGUGUCCAGUGUGAAUGCCCAAUAAAUGUUACUGAAACCCCAAACAAGCCAAGUCUGACCUCACUUCUGCUACAAUUAAAUAGCCAGUUGUUAAAACUCAUUCCUCACCCGUCUCCUGACGAUUAAAACCAAUCACCAAUACAACCCUUCCAAUUAGGUCGUCUCUUUGCCUUCUUUUUAUUUUUUUUAUUGUCAAGUGACAGACUAUCAGAAUUGUUCAGAUAUUUUCUUUAUAUGCCACCAUUAUUAAUGAAAAUAAGGUAUUUGCCAAAGUACAAGAGUCAUUCUAUUCUGCGUAUAUGAAAUUAGUGUCUCCUGUAUCAACCGUGCCUGUCAGAAAAGACAAGAAAUGACAACAGAAGUGUAUACAUAAUUAAAAUGUGAGUGUUUUGGUAGAAAGCUCAUUUUCUUAUUUUUUUGUAUAGUCAUGAGAGUAUGUCUCUAUAUCUAGUCCUACAUAAUUGUGACUUGUCUAAUGUUCAUGUUGCUCAACACAGGAGGUACAGCAAAAGUUGCAACAAGCUUUAUACUGAUUUGGUGCUUAUACUUGUUUACAUUAGCCUGUGUUUUGAAGGUUUUUGCAGUAAAAAAGUACUUAAUAUACCCUAAUAUACCCAAAGUUGGGUUUCACUUGAAGCUUGUUAGGAUUCUAAUAAAAGUGGCACCCUUUUUGUCAGUGUU
This is a messenger RNA of Electrophorus electricus (electric eel), 2853 nucleotides long. It is a transcript of the gene nus1, whose product is annotated as NUS1 dehydrodolichyl diphosphate synthase subunit. Gene Ontology annotation, cellular component: endoplasmic reticulum membrane; dehydrodolichyl diphosphate synthase complex. NCBI's taxonomy places the organism in Eukaryota, Metazoa, Chordata, Actinopteri, Gymnotiformes, Gymnotidae. Gene Ontology annotation, molecular function: ditrans,polycis-polyprenyl diphosphate synthase [(2E,6E)-farnesyl diphosphate specific] activity. The record is from RefSeq and is a predicted model, not a curated record.